CACACGCUCUCCUUAAGUCUGUAGAAUCACAUUUAAGCUACUGUGUGUUUUCAUCUUCUCUCGCUGGGUUUGUGUGCUUUUUCUUCUGUGAAUGUUCAGACUUCACCUGCACUUCUGUGUUUGACUGCUGAUCAGUUGAAAUGAUGAAUUGUGUCAUAUGUCCUUCUGAAUGAUGCUGUGUUUUCUCCUCCUGUUUUCUGUUGUUGUGUUUCGGAUGAUAUCUUGUAGUAUUCAGAUGGUAUGAUGAGGGGUACAGGUGUCAUGCGUGUGCUGAUCUCCGUGUUCUGUGUGUGUUGCUGUGAAUCAUCUGUCCAGAGAAACAAACAGCGCUUCAGCAUUCAAGAGCUGACAGUCACUGGGGUUGACCUGAAGGAUUGUGGGAAACAGAAGAAUGUCUGUGUGAUGUCCAGCUCUGACUGUCUGAACACAGCGUCUGACGGGACACCUGAUGUUCUCACAUCACCUGAGAACUUUGUGAACACGUCGUGUCACUUCGUGAAGCACGAGGAGUCUUUCACCUGCCGCUGGAGUCAGAUGAGCCACGUCACAACCGUCAACACUUUCAUCAUCAGCAGAGAGAACGACAUCAUCUCCUGUCGCUCCAUUUUAAAUCCUUAUUCCAGUUUUGACUUCGUCAUUAAAUCUGUGAACGUCUUCAGUCAGAGAGAGAUCUUCUCACACGUCUCUUCUGUGAUCCUGGAUGAAAUCGUUCAGGCUCCUCGGCCGGUGAUCACAUCUGUGAACAGUACAGACACAUCAUUGAACGUGUCGUGGACCAGCAAGGACGUGACCGUCACUAAAUGCCAAAUCCGUUACAGACGUCUGGACACAGAGUCAUGGACGGAGAGUGUCGUGCUGGACGUUUGUGUGGAGUUUGUGCACAUCAUCUGUGAUCUUCAGCCCUUCACUGAAUACAGUGUGAGCGUCUGCUGCUGUCACGAGUCAGGCCAAUGGAGUCAAUGGAGUUCUGAAGCUCGGGUCAUGACCUCAGAGACCAUGCCGCGAGCAGCUCCUCAGGUCAGUUAUUAUCUGGCUUUGGACAGAACCUCAGGAAGCCGUCAGCUGUGGAUUCUCUGGAAGGCUUUGGAUCCAUCAGACGCCGGCGGGAUCAUUCAAGGAUAUGAAGUGUCCGUCACUCGUCUCUCUGAGCGCCGAAGCGUCCGCACAUCUGAUCUGAAGGUGUGUGUGCCUGUUGUGUCAGAGGAGUAUGACAUCACUGUGACGGCGUAUAACAGAGCCGGACGCUCACCCUACCAUCAGCUCAGAGUCAGUGCAGAUCAUCUUCAGGCUGUGUCUGUGGUCGAGGGUCUCUGGGUUUCUUCAGAGGGUCUCUCACUCCGUCUCCACUGGAUUUAUGACUUGACCGCAGUGAAUGUGAGCGAGUUUGCCAUUGAAUGGAGAUCUUCUUCAAAGCCGUCUUCCGGCGGAUGGAAGCGAGUGAAUGGAUGCUACUCAUAUGCACUUCUGUCAGGUAUUAUAUCAGAAGAGACGUACAGCAUCAGUGUUUAUUCCAUUCAUGGUUCUCUUUGUGGACCGCCGGUGUCCGUCUCCGCUGAUCUAAAGCACGGCACUCUGAUGGAUCUGGUGAGCUUUCGUCUGGUCAGCGUGACAAAGUCAUGUGUGACAGUGAAGUGUGUGUGGAGAGAGACGGAGCCGAGCGUUCAUGUGCUUCAGUACACACUGAUGAUAAAGGGAAAACAUCUGAGUCAAUAUCUCACAGUGUUUCCACAUAAAGAGCAGAACUCAUUCUAUAAUCUUCAGCCAAAUACCCAGUACACUCUUUAUAUUCAUGGACAAACAACCAGUGGGAAAGUUUCAAAGGCCAGUUUAGAUGUUAAGACGCCUCUCCUAGAUUAUGAUGACAUCAUCAAAUGUUGUGUUCCACUGGUUCUCCUGGUGCUUGGCUUCGGGAUCUUCUCAGUUGUAAUAAAGCGAGCGUGUAAAGAAUAUUUCUGCUCAGAUGUUGCUGACCCGGGUUACAGUCAGAUAGGACACUGGCUCCUCAACGCUCCACGUCAGGCUAACAGCAAGGUUUGUGUUCUGAUGCUGGAAGAUGUUUUCACCGUUGACCAGAGCGAGAAGAACGUCAUCCGUGUGGAGAGUCGUGUGUCUUCAGAUGAAAAUGUGAAGAUGUCCAGUAAAGGUGCAGAUGAGACCUCAGAUGAUGAGGAGAACAGCGUCAGACCCUCAUGUCCAGUGGAUUAUGUUGGUUUACCUGUCAUAACUGCUGAUAAUCUGGACUAUGUGCCCAGUUCUCUGUGAGAUGAUGAUAAACUCAUGAUUCACAUCAUACAUGUGUCUGAAAUCUCACACGCACUGAAGAUCAGAAGGUUUUUUUAUAAACCACAGCGUUUGCAAUCAGUUUAAAUGAUAUUGAAGACAAAUGAACCUGAAUGCUUUCAAACACCUUCAUGUCCAGAUUCACACAGAUUCAUUAAUCUGAAUACAUGACACAUAAAUCUGUUAAGAAAUAAAAGGUUUUAUUUUCAUUUUGAA
Messenger RNA from Triplophysa dalaica, 2496 nucleotides. Its product is annotated as interleukin-6 receptor subunit beta. The coding region runs from base 241 to 2262 and encodes 673 amino acids. NCBI's taxonomy places the organism in Eukaryota, Metazoa, Chordata, Actinopteri, Cypriniformes, Nemacheilidae. The record is from RefSeq and is a predicted model, not a curated record. Gene Ontology annotation, molecular function: protein binding. The transcript is spliced from 16 exons.